CAAUAAAUUUGUAAAAUCAUUUGCGAAUGAAAUGUUGGUCACACUGUCAUUUUUCGCGGCAACGCGAUAAUAAGACGCUAAAGCGCCAGAAAGCCCGCCGCAUCAUUCGUAGUUGCAUCUUUGCUCAAUUUGUAUCUAUUCUCUAAUAUUAAAACAGAAUGAGCAAAGGGAAGGAAUCAUCCCCUGGAGAAAGCGCAGGAGGAGAGGAAUUCAGCGUUGAAAAAGUUUUAGAUAGGAGAGUGGUUAAAGGAAAAGUUGAAUAUUUUCUAAAAUGGAAAGGAUAUUCCAAUGAAGAAAAUACAUGGGAACCAGAAGAAAAUCUUGAUUGUCCAGAUCUAAUUGCACAAUUUGAAGAACAACGCAAAAAGAAAGAAGCAGCUGCCACUGGUAAACGGCAUGAAGAUAAAGAACAAAAGAAACGAAAAAGUUCAUCAGGUGGUCCUGUACUUACUCAUACUAAGAAAAAAAUGACUGAAGAUAAGAAACCUGAAGGUUUUGACAGAAAUUUGGAACCUGAACGAAUUAUUGGUGCAACAGAUUCAAGUGGAGAAUUGAUGUUUUUAAUGAAAUGGAAAGGAACAGAUGAUGCAGAUUUAGUUCCUGCUCGAAUUGCCAAUGAGAAAUGUCCGCAAAUUGUGAUAAAGUUUUAUGAAGAACGAUUGACAUGGCAUAGCCCUGCUCAUGACGAAGAAAGUUCAGUAAAAGCUGAUGCAGAGUAGCGUUCAGCCUUCCGAUAUACAUAUACAGCACGCUUUAGAAUAUGUCGUAUAUAAAAAAUAGCGUGUACAAAAUGAAAAAUAUGAAGAUUUAUUGAUCAUUGCACAGUCAUACUAUAAAUUUUAAAGUUUUUUUUACGAUUAUUGAUAACUUAAAAAUUAAGAGAUAGGCCAUCCUUAUUAUGUUAUUGUUAGUCCAAAUAUAAUUACUCUUACACUUAAAAACAGGAAAUAUACUUCCAUAAAAUCUAUACUCGCAACUUCUUUUGCAACUGUUACAUUUUUGUAUAAGGAUCAAUAAAAAGUUUAUUUUUCAUUGUUAAUUUAAAUGUAAAGUUUAGUAUGUCCAAUGUAAAUUAGAACAGUAUGUAUUUCGAAUGUAACGUGUUUUUUUAUGUAAUUUUUCCUCUGAUUGCUUAAUUUGCAAUUAACUUUUAAGUAGAUGAGCGUGAUUAUACGAUAGUUGCGGUUGUUGCUAAAGAAGUUGAAAGCUUGAUUAUUUUUAUUCAAAUACAACGUGACAGUGUACAGUAAGUACAGAAAUAUGAAUGAAAAUAAUCUUUUAAUUUGUAAAAACCUUUUUGAUGAUAAAAAUACUUUUACAUAAGAUAAUAGCGUUAUUAUAGUGGAAGUAUCGAAUAUUUCUGUCAAAAAAAAAA
Messenger RNA from Bombus impatiens (common eastern bumble bee), 1375 nucleotides. Its product is annotated as chromobox protein homolog 1. The coding region runs from base 159 to 719 and encodes 186 amino acids. Gene Ontology annotation, biological process: negative regulation of transcription by RNA polymerase II; chromatin organization. The record is from RefSeq and is a predicted model, not a curated record. Gene Ontology annotation, molecular function: chromatin binding. Gene Ontology annotation, cellular component: nucleus; pericentric heterochromatin. Lineage: Eukaryota; Metazoa; Arthropoda; Insecta; Hymenoptera; Apidae. The transcript has 4 exons.